CCGGUCACAUUUUGACAUCAUCCUCCAAACAAUUGAAAUCCGCACAGCGCAGCACAAGAUGGUGGUGUUGAGCUUCUGAAUUUACAGGGGUUUCUCAGGAGUUUUGAGCAUUUUUGUAGAUCAGUCGCCACUAUGAUUGUGCAGGAACCUGUUCAGGCUGCUAUAUGGCACUGUUUGCAUCACUAUGCUUUUAAUGAUGCAAUUUUUCUAGCUGAAAGACUUUGUGCUGAAGUGGAAUCGGAUGAAACUCUAUUUCUUUUAGCAACAUGCUAUUAUCGUGCUGGGAAGCCAAAUCAGACUUAUGCAGUUCUUAGAGGGAAAGGAGCAAGCUGCCCUCAAUGUAGAUUUCUUCUUGCCAAAUGUUGCAUGGAUCUCCAAAAGUUGUCUGAAGCAGAAAGUGUUUUGACAGGAGGUGAUAUAUUAAAUUCAAAGACUUUGGACAAAGUUGUUUCUGAUUUUGGUGAUCAAGCCUCCUUUGCACUGCAACUUCUAGGGAAAAUAUGUACUCAAACUGAAAGAGGUUCCUGUGCUGCUGAAGCUUACAGCAAGGCUCUGAACUUAAAUCCUUUUCUGUGGCAAGCUUUUGCCGAGCUCUGUAAUAGGGGUGAAAAACCAGAUCCUCAGAAAACUUUCCAGGUUGAGCACCUAGAAAGUUUGUCUCUGUGCCAUGGUAGUAACCCUGUCAUUGCUUUGGUUAAUAAUCGCGAUGACAGCACAUCACAUGUAGGCUCUGGAGGGAUGGGCACUGGCAACAGUACUUUUGACUCAUCUUUACAAACUGUCAACUCCACCCCUGUUCAAGUAAUCCAGUGCUAUCCACAACCACCCCGACUCACAUUCACUUCAGAUGAGAGUCCUUUAGCAAAUCCUUUGCCUUCAACAGGCCCAGUCAAAUCAUCAAGACUUUUUUCACCAUACAGUAGUACAUUUAGCCCCCUUACUCCCAGCUUUGGUGUUUUACCUCUUGAAUCACCAUCAGCAAAUGAUAGUUUAUCAUUCAUGUCACCUUUACCUUCAUCAAACAUGCUGUCAGAAGCCAAUGAUCAAAAAGUGCUUGUAAAGCGUGCAAGUAGACCACGGACACAUCACAUAUUAAAUCGCAAGGAAAUACCUCUUCAAGGUAAAGUGUUUUCUCAGUCUGGAAACACUAGUCAUGCUACUCAGACCACUGCAGCACCACCCAAUGCAACACUUCUUGCAGGCCAUCACGGUCAAAACGUCAGACGUAGUUCUAGACUUUUCAGCAGCAACAAUUAUUCUGUUAAGGAAAAUAAUAAGAGUCCAAGCCGCAACAAGUUUGUUACGCCUAAAUCACCCUCUCGAAAAACCAAGGCCAGAAAUAUUUCAAAGGCGUCAUUGAGCAAUAAGUCAACCUUUACCGAGCUAAAUGAAAGAAAUAAGGUUGCUAAUGUAAUGGAUUGUGAGAAGGCUGAAACAAUUGCUUCUGCUGAGACGAAGCCGAAUUUCAAUGUCUCAUCAUCAUCAGUUAAUGUUGCCCAGCAGGCACUCAUUCUUCAGAAACAAUCAGCUGAAGGUCUAAUGGCUUUACUAAGGGAAAUUGGCACUGCGUAUCAACACCUGUCUCAAUACAAUUGUCGUAAAGCCAUUGAAUGCCUUGAGGCACUCCCUUCUCAACAUUUUAACACUGGUUGGGUGCUCUCAUUGAUGGGCAAAGCUUAUUUUGAACUAAGUGAUUUCCAAACUUCUGUCAGAUACUUCCGUGAGGUGAGGGAUCGAGAACCACACAGAACUCAAAUGAUGGAAAUCAUGAGUACAGCUUUGUGGCACCUUCAACGGGAUGUUGAACUUUCUGCGCUUGCUCAAGAGCUUGUGGAACAAGACAGAAUGUCCCCUGCCGCAUGGUGUGCAGCUGGAAACUGCUUCAGCUUGCAAAAAGAACAUGAAGCUGCCAUCAAAUUUUUUCAACGGGCGGUGCAAGUAGAUCCUAGUUUUGCUUAUGCCUACACUUUGCUUGGUCAUGAGUAUGUGACUACUGAAGAAUUAGAUCGUGCAAUGAGUGCAUUUCGCUCUGCUGUGAGAUUGGAUUCUAGGCAUUACAAUGCAUGGUAUGGCAUAGGCUCUAUUUAUUCUAAAGAAGAACAGUAUCAAUUAGCAGAAUUUCACUUUAAGAAAGCACUUGCCAUACACCCUCAGAGUUCAGUCCUCAUGUGUCAUAUUGGAGUGGCUCAGCAUGCUUUACAAAAGGCAGACAAAGCUCUACAAACCCUAAGUGCAGCAGUUGCCAAUGAUCCUAAAAACCCACUCUGCAAGUUCCAUAGAGCUUCUAUAUUCUUCGCAGCUGGCCGAUAUGCUGAAGCCUUGAAGGAGUUAGAAGAGCUAAAAGAAAUUGUACCUAAAGAAAGUUUGGUUUAUUAUCUCACAGGAAAGGUUCAUAAAAAACUGGGUAAUUCCCAUUUGUCCUUGAUGCACUUCAGUUGGGCGACAGAUCUUGAUCCAAAGGGAGCUAAUAGUCAAAUCAAGGACGCUAUUGACCCUGCCAUUAGUCGAAAUCUCAGCCAAGCAGACACUUUAGAUGACUCCACCCAAACUCAUGCUGAAGAGAACUACCAAAGCGAGGAAAGCUCUGCCCCUGCUCAAGACUCAUCUCAGGAAGGUGGGGAGUACUCUGUUAUGCAGGGAGGAGGAGAAAGUGAUGAGAGUCUCUGACCCCUGCCUAAUUUUGACUUUGAUCAUAAUUUUGAAAAUUUAGAUGUAAUGUUUGUUUAAGAUAUAAACUUCCUUUUUCUAUAAUUUGAUUUUCAAUGCCGCGUUUUAGUAGAUUGAAAAAACAAAUGAACAAGUUUCAGCUGAUUAUGACAAAGUACCCACAAGAUUUUGGCUCAGCUUCUUUUAUUACUUACUGUAAUAAAUAAGUGCCUUCUUCUUCCCCUUUAUUUUGUUAAUAACCAUUGCAGCACGUUCUUGGUAGUUGAUUUUUUCCGUCAUCAUACAUUAAUGCAUGUAAGCUUUCAAUUAUUCUUUCUCUUUUUAUUUCAGACCAAGAAAGCUAAAUCAGAAUCCCAGGUUCAGUGUUUCUAUUAGAAAUGGUCUUGACUUAAUGUGGAAUCAUCCAGAUCUCAAUUCAAGAUUUUGGCAUAAUUAGAUUUUUGCUCAUGGGAACUUAAGUUUAGUUACAAUGAUUCCAAUAUUAUUUGAAAAUUAUGUCUUAAAUACAGAGGCCAAACAGUAAUGUAAAUACCAAGGUUGAAAAUAGUGUAAGCACAUACUCAAAAUAUUUUCUAGGUGGUUGUUUGUGCUUCUGACUGAAAAUGUGUCUAAUAAGUCUUGUAAGGAAGUGUGUGUUGUGGAAGCCUAUUCAUUGUCUUUAGUACCCAGUUCUGAUUCCCUUGUAGAUGGCUUUCUAUUUGCAUAGAACCGGUCAAUUAUUUUUAAAAAUAAAUUAGCUUUUUGUGCUGCUUUUUCUGUUAUAAGUGAAGUUUGAGACCAUGUAUUUAACUGUAUGUAGAUAACUGCCAUUUUGAUACAUUGUGAAUAACUACUGUGUGAAUGUAAAUUUUAUAAAUACAGACAAAUUGUAAAUAUUCUGUCUAUAUUUUCAGUGGAUGUUGGUCUGAGUACUGAUGUGUGUAUGUGUGUCUGGGAUAUCCUGUAAAAUUCCCUUGAGUAAGGUCAAGAAAAUAAACAGAAAACAUCAGUCACAAAUUUUACCUCUGGAAAUCUAUUGACUGACUAAUCUGUGACCUCUUAUUACUCUGCCUGCACCUCAUUUGUGGUGAAAUGCUUUUGAUAUUAAUUCUUAUGAUGUGAACUGUGUCUUAGUGUUAAAAGCAGAUUUAUUUGUACUGUAUAUUUUAUGAGUUAAAGUUGUUUUUUUGUUUUAUUCUAAGUGCUAUCAAUUCUAUAUCAUAGUUACCUUUAGUUUGUAUUUUAAAUAUCACACAUUCUGCUAUUUGACUGGUAUUUGUUUCUUUGUUUUAUCUUGUCGUAUCAAUUUUCCUUGAACGCCAACAAUGAGUAAGUCAUCUUUCAUUGCUGUGGACCAUUUAUUUUCUCCUUACCCUCUCAUUUUCACUUCUCUACCAGAAACUUCUGUGAUGAAUUUCUAAGUGGUGUUGGUGUUCAUUUCAUCAAGAAUUCCUCAUCGUUCUGGUUGUGUCAGCUCGUAACCAUGUACUUAAAUAGUGUGCUUUAGUAGGUAUGCAUGCAACUUGCAACUUCUCAAUUUGGAUGUUUUGUUUACCUCAAUUGUUUUCUGGUAAAAUCAUCUUACUUUUUGACUUGUGGAGCAUUCACGUCACUGGGUGAGACAGUAUUGUGGUUAAAUUUAAUGUAAGUUUUGAGGUGCCAAGACUUUUGUAUCAGAAUUUUGUUUUUGACUACACUGCUUGUGAAACUUGAAAUAGUAUGGCAAACAAGCAGAAACAUUUCAUCAGGUUCAGUCACAUUGGCAGUUGAAGUAUAUUUUUGAAAAUGCAGUCAUAUACUCUUACCAACUUUGUGAUGCAAUUGUAGUGUGCUUCAUAGCAGAAUUAAAGUAAUGAAUCUCCAUCAAGUUAUUUAUGGGUACGUUUCAUUUAUUUGUGGUUAAUUUGUGCUCCGUCCUUUAUUGGUUGCCUGGAUUACAACACCUGUACCCCAUUCCCGUUGAUGCCAAAAAAAAAAAAAAGAAAGAAA
Thrips palmi is the source of this 4635-nucleotide messenger RNA. It is a transcript of the gene Cdc27, whose product is annotated as cell division cycle protein 27 homolog. Lineage: Eukaryota; Metazoa; Arthropoda; Insecta; Thysanoptera; Thripidae. The coding region runs from base 133 to 2667 and encodes 844 amino acids. The transcript is spliced from 14 exons. Gene Ontology annotation, molecular function: protein binding. Gene Ontology annotation, biological process: cell division. The record is from RefSeq and is a predicted model, not a curated record.